Molecule: messenger RNA, 1167 nt
Organism: Balaenoptera musculus (blue whale)
Lineage: Eukaryota; Metazoa; Chordata; Mammalia; Artiodactyla; Balaenopteridae
Gene: CMSS1
Product: cms1 ribosomal small subunit homolog
Exons: 10
Coding region: 118-957 (279 amino acids)
Cellular component (GO): 90S preribosome; nucleus
Source: RefSeq, a predicted model, not a curated record
UGUCUGAGGAGAGGCUCAGCGUGCUGCGACGCCGGCAGCCCGGCUCUGAAGCAGCGCGAGUUCCGGCCAGCGCCCGCUCCUCCCUGGUUGUCGGCCCACGUCGAGUCCCGCGUGGAGAUGGCAGAUGAUCUUGGAGACGAGUGGUGGGAGAACCAGCCGGCAGGAGCAGCCAGCAGCCCAGAAGCAUCAGAUGGUGAAGGAGGAGGAGACACAGCAAUGACGCAGCAGGAGACAGCUCCAGUUCCUGCCCUGUCAAAGAAAACCGAACAGCCUAAAGAAUGUUUCUUGAUACAACCAAAGGAAACAAAUGAAGAUGCCACCAAGACCAGGAAGAGGAAAAAGAAGAAAAUCACUGAUGUUCUUGCAAAAUCAGAGCCAAAACCAGGGACACCUGAAGACCUACAGAAGCUGAUGAAGGACUAUUAUAGCAGCAAUCGCUCAGUGAUUGAAUUAGAAGAACUAACCCUACCAGACUUCUGCUUCCUCAAGGCCAAUGAUUUGACUCACAGUCUUUCAUCAUAUCUAAAAGAAAUCUGCCCUAAGUGGGUGAAACUUCGGAAAAACCACAGUGAGAACAAAUCGGUCCUGAUGCUGAUUAUCUGUGGCUCUGCCAUCCGAGCCCUGGAGCUCAUUAGGUCAAUGACCGCAUUCAGAGGAGACAGCAAAGUCAUGAAAUUAUUCGCAAAACACAUAAAGGUCCAGGAACAGGUAAAAUUGCUGGAGAAGCGUGUGGUACACCUGGGUGUGGGAACUCCAGGGAGGAUUAAAGAACUCAUUAAACAAGGUGGCCUUAAUUUGAACCCCUUGAAGUUUCUGGUUUUUGACUGGAAUUGGAGAGAUCAGAAGUUGAGAAGGAUGAUGGACAUUCCCGAGAUAAGAAAGGAGGUUUUUGAAAUUCUGGAAAUGGGAGUCCUCAGCCUAUGCAAGUCAGAAUCUUUGAAGCUAGGCCUUUUCUAAGUCUGGGUCCUAAUGAAAAUUCCUGUUUUCAUGGUGGGAUUUGCAUGGCUCUGGCCCAUUGCAAGCAGUUGGUAAAUAUCAGCUAUUGUUUUAUUAAGUUGAUUGUAUCACCAGAUGGAUCACUGGGAAUCUUAGGUGGGGAUUCUUUUACAAAAAUGAAUCUGUCCUUUGCCAACUCCCUUGUAUAAUAAAGUAUCACUGGCUUGUGUG